UGUGGUUGAUGUCGUUUCCUACGUAAUGAUGCAUAAUCUUGUUUGUGCUCUACCUUCUCCAUGGUGGUUUCUAUUUACCUGUAUCUAAUGAAAUACUUCUGCUUCACCAGCCACGGUUGGUAGAUAUUUCCCUAGAGCCAAUUCAUUUGUGUUGAUUUCAGGACAUUUUUCAUCCAACUUUGGAAAAUUUGAUAAUUUAUCCUCAAGUUCACAGCACCUGUACACCAUUCAUCAGACAGUGGUACGAUCAGUUGCUUUGGUCAUAAUCUGUUAUAUCCUCUUGUACAAAACCUCCUUGUCUUUUUUUUUUCUAAUCUACAUAUCUUUCUGGCCUUCAAACACAAAUGUGUAAAAUAAAACACGAAUUUUUAAUAUUUUUUUUUCUUUACCAAACUUCUUAACCUCUUUUCUUUGUUUCUGUACCACAAAUAAAUAAAUCCCAUUUAUUUACCACAAUAAAUAAUCUGAAUUUCAUACAAUAGGCAUCUCUGAGGUAAUGUAGAACAUGUGUUUUGGGUUUAGUCAGCCUGUGUUCCCAUCCUGACUGUCAUUUAUUGGCUUAUAGCUUAGGACACCUUAUUUUAGCCCUCUUAGUUUCCACAUCUAUAAAAUAGGGUAAUGAGAGUAUUUAAUAGGUUUACUGUGUGGAUUAAAUAAAUCAGUGGAUUCACAGUUUAGGAUAAUGUCUGUUGUUUAGUUAUCCCUGCAUGAGUGCUAGCUGCUAUUAUGAUCACUUUCCCCUGCUCUCUAUUUCCACUUAGUUCAUCAAGAUUUUUUUAAAAUUUCCCUCCUUUCCAUUCUCACUGCCAACAUCAUGAUUCAAACCUUCAUGAUCUUUUGCCUGAAUUAUUUUAAUAGUCUCCUAACUCAUAUUUCUGUUCUCAUUUAAUCCUAAACCCUAACAAAUUUAGGAUGUUGCAUUCUAAAACCUUUAUCUUGAGUAAGAACACUGUAUUUUGCAACAUCAAGGUCUUUCAGAAAAAUAUAUAAUUUAAGCAAAACUAAAACAUUAAGCAUUAGGUGUGUAUAUAUAGGUGUGUAUGUGUAUAACUAUGUAUAUGAAAUCUCGCAUUGGAUAAAAGUGAAAGCAAACCCAUUUGAACCAAAUUAGAUAUUCAUGGUUAUUAAAUUCGCUUAUGUUAAUCAUUUUCUUGGCACCUUCCUCUGUUGAUUAAAAACGACCGAAGUGGGGGAACCAGGAUGGCUUAGUCGGUUAGGUGUCCGGCUUCGGCUCAGGUCUUGAUCUUAUGGUUCGUGAGUUUGAGCUCCACAUUGGGCUCUGUGCUGACAGCUCAGAACCUGGAGCCUGCUUUGGAUUCUGUGCCUCUCUGUCUCUCUGCCCCUCCCCUGUUAACGCUCUGUCUUUGUCUCUCAAAAAUAAAUAAACAUUAAAUUAAAAAAAAAAAAACUACUGAAGCAUGUAAUAUGCUUGAAUAUGUAUUUAUAUAAUUUUAUGUUAUGGAGAUAAUACAUUUUUUUUAGUUGUGAACCAGUUAGGAUUUUCCUUUGACAUAUAUCCAUACAUCUCUCUAUGUAUCUCUACAUAUUUCUUUUCAAGCACGUAUUCUCUUCAUAAUUUGCAAUUCCUACAUCACACAUUUGUUCCUAUUUUAUAUGAGAGGGAUCAGGAAUGGUCGAGGCUCUUGUUUUGUUUAAAGAGAGUGACCUGAAGUGGACUUAAUAAGUGAAUUUUUAGGUAUUGAUGUAUAUAUGUAUCAAGUUACUGAAAAACCACAAGAAAUGAAACCAUUCUGGGCAAGGCGUGGUUUUCUCCUGAUAAUGUGAUCCCCUCAUUAUCAACCAUUCUCAGAUGCCACUGUUGUCAUUUAAUCCAUGCCCUAAGUGAUAACAGAAUCCAGUCUAAAUGCCUUUGGCUGUAAUCUGACUUUGCAGCUUAGAUCAUGCGAUUUUAGCCACAUAAAACUAUGACAUCUCUUCUCUUCUUUUGUCAUAUCUUAAGUGUCUCUUGAAAUUUUACUUUCAAAUUCCAGCUUAAAUGACAUCCCUACUAUGAAUUGUCAUUGAUUCCACUCCAUUCCCUUCCCAUCUCAAUCAAGACAAGGUUUUGUAACGAUUUCAUUUAUAUUUAUAUCUUUUAUAGCAUUUACAUUCUGCUCAAAAUACAGCUGUUUGUAUACAUUUUUUAAAAUUACAUUGUUAUCUCCCUGAGUAAAGGACCACAUUUUAUUGGCCAGAUGUAAACAAAAUACAGUAGAGUUGAAUCUUACAUAGGUUCUGCAUUCUAAAAUCAGCAUUUAAAGUUAAAAUUUUAUACUAUCAAUAUUAUCCUGAAAAUUUCCAAAAGUAAUAUAUUAAAUGUACUCUACAGAGUUUAUAUGCCACAUUGAUUGAGGGCUGACAUUUAGUCUCUCAACAUGUAACCCUGAAAUUUCCUUCUACUUUGGAUCAAGUCAUUGUUUUCUUCACUUCAGAACAGAUGAAGUAAUUGGCUUAUACUUAGAGGCUGUGUUGUAUGAAAAAAGUCCAGGCAUCUUUAAACAUGAAAAUCAAAUACAGCUUGGUGACAUGCUCAGACUAUGAGAACUAAAAAUGAUUAAGGGCAUUUUUUCCUCUUGCAAUUACUUUUUAAAAGCUAAAUGGUUCAAAAAUUCUGUCUAUCUUCUUGGUUUUCAUGAAAUUUGGUUGCCCAUAUUCACAAGAGUUAGAUAGAUAGACACAGGUUGGGGUAAAAAUAUACUGGUUUUGCUUAUAUCAAACGUAAACACUUCUGUCCAUCAAAGGAGACAACAGAUGAAAAAGCUGACUGUGAAAUGGGAGAGACUAAUUACAAAUCAUAUAUCUGAAAAAGGGUUAACAUUCAGAGUACAUAAAGCACUGCUAUAACUCAGUAACAACAGUAGAAGUCAUAAAUCGAUUGAAAAAAAUGAGCAAAGGACUGGAAUAGACAUUUCUCCAAAGAAGAUAGAAAAAUGGUUAACAAGCAUAUGAGAAGAUGCUCAACAUCACUGAUCAAUAGAGAAAUUCAAAUCAAAACCAUAAUGAGCUAUCCCUUCACACCCAUUAAGAUGGCUGCAAUCCAAACACAAAAAAUAACAAGUGUUGGUGCGGGUAUGGAGAAAUUGGAACCUGUGCACUGUUGAUGGAAAUGUAAAAUGGUCAGCAGCUUAAGAUAACAGUAUGGAGUUUCCAUAAAAAAAAAAAAGGAAAAUAUAAUUACAACAUGAUGCUGCAAUUCCACUUCUGGAUAUAUGUCCAAAAGACUUGAAAACAAGAUCUCAAAGAGAUAUUUUCAUAUCCAUGUUCACUGCAGCAUUGUUCAUAAUAAAUGGCCAAACAAAAUGUGGUAUGUAUAUGCAGUGAAAAACUCUUCAGCCUUAAAAAAAAAAAAAAAAGGAAAUUCUGUUACAUGCUACAACAUGGAUAAACCCUGAAGGCAUUAUGCUAAGUGAAAUAAUCUAGUCGCAAAAAGAGAAAUUCUAUAUGAUUCCUUUUAUAUGAGGUAUCUAAGGUAGUCAGACUCAUAGAAAUACAAUGUAGAAAAAUAGUGGUUUCAAGGAUUAGGGGCAGGGAGAAAUGGGGACUUGUUCAAUCAGUAAAGAGUUUCAGUUUUAUAGGAUGAAAAGGUUCUGGAGAUUUCUUGGGCAACAAGGUGGAUAUGCAUAGUGCUACUGAAUUAUACACUUAAAAAUGGCUAUGAUGGUAAAUUUCAUUUUUUUUUUGGCCAAAAUUAAUAAUCAUUUAAAAAAUACUGGUUUAAAUAACUACUUUAAAUCUGGGAUGAUUGGCAUCAUGUGGUGUGUUGGCUCAGUUCAAGUUAUUUAUUCAAGAAUGACUUUCAUAUAGAAACAUUGUUAAAAGAGCAGUAUUUUACUUUAGAUAGACCUUAACUGAAAUCCACUCUACUACUGAUGGACUAUAUUACCUGGAAUGCUAGUUUAGCUGCUCUGAAUAUCAACUUUUUCUCACGCUAAUUUGGGUUAAAAAUAGUAUCUACCUAUAGGAGCUUGAAAUGAAAUAUGUUGGCUUUAACACACAGUGGGCAGUCAAAAAAUUUGGUUAUUGUUUCUAUUGAUUGUUCCAUUUAAAAAGUAAAUAUAGUGAAAGCUUAAGACUUCUUUGUUAGAACAAACAUCUAUGACUUAAUUCAAUUUAUAUUUGGAAGAUAGGCACAAUUACUUUUCUUUAGUAUUUUUGAAAGGGCGUUCCAACAUGAAAUGCUUGAUUAUUUACUUGAAUCAGGAUUGAAACACUUGGCUAGUUGAAGGCAAUUUUGGGAAUGAGAAGAAGGGUGCCUCUGGAUGAUUGAAGCUGGAUUUCUGAAUUGGUUUUUUCAGAAAUAAGGGGCUGCAUUGCCCAUUUUCCAUGAAUUUACAUUUUUCAUAGUAAAUUGCCUUGGAUCAGAUAAAUUUUAAGUAACAUCUCUCAUUUUUUCAUUACAUUCAAAAAGAGUAGCCUUAAUCUUCAUCUUUCUCGUUCUCUUUAUUAUUUCCUUUCUGUUGGACACUUGACUCUUUCUUAUUUAUUUUCCAGUGAGGCUUACCAUUUUUAUAGAUAGCCUUUGUUUUUUUUUUGUUUUUUUUUUUAAUUUUCAGAUUUCAUUUCUUAUUUUCAACUAUUCUAAAUACUUAUGAUUUUUGAAGUUUAGCUUUAUUUUACUGUUUACUCUCAUAAGCACUGUGUUCUUUGCAAGAAUUUUCUAACUGAAUUAUUACUGUGUAGUGACUGAUACUAUUUUCUGCUUUUCGCAGGUGAGUAACGUGAGGCACAAAGAGAUUAAAUAACUCACCCAAGUUCCCUCCUAAGAGAAUCGUGGUAACAUCUGUGUGGUCCAGUUGGUUGUAUCUUGUACAUACAGACCGAUAUCAGCUAUUUCCCAGGAUAGUGCCCUGUUCCAUUAUCAGAUUGAAUUUUCACUGUUUGAAAGAGGACAUUGUUUUCAUCAUGAAUGCUACUAAAAAUGAGAGACCAAAGUCCAGAAGCCACAAUUUUCACCUUUUUCAUGCCUUGAUGAUGCUGAGCAUGACCAUGCUGUUUCUUCCUGUCAUUGGAACUGCUAAGCAAAAUAUUCCACGACUCAAGCUGACUUACAAAGACUUGCUGCUUUCAAAUAGCUGCAUUCCGUUUUUGGGUUCAUCAGAAGGACUAGAUUUCCAAACCAUUCUGUUGGAUGAGGAGAGGGGCAGGCUGCUUGUAGGAGCGAAGGACCACAUCUUCCUGCUCAGUCUGGUUGACUUAAACAAAAACUUUAAGAAGAUUUAUUGGCCCGCUGCGAAGGAACGAGUGGAAUUAUGUAAAUUAGCCGGGAAAGAUGCCAAUACAGAAUGUGCAAAUUUCAUCCGUGUACUUCAGCCCUACAACAAAACUCACAUUUAUGUGUGUGGAACUGGAGCAUUUCAUCCAAUAUGUGGUUAUAUUGAUCUUGGAGUCUACAAGGAGGAAGUUAUAUUCAAACUAGACACACAUAAUUUGGAGUCUGGCAGACUGAAAUGUCCUUUUGAUCCUCAGCAGCCUUUUGCUUCGGUAAUGACAGAUGAGUACCUCUACUCUGGAACAGCUUCUGAUUUCCUUGGCAAAGAUACCGCAUUCACGCGGUCCCUUGGGCCUACUCACGACCACCAUUACAUCAGAACUGACAUUUCAGAGCACUACUGGCUCAAUGGAGCAAAAUUUAUUGGAACUUUCCCUAUCCCAGACACCUAUAAUCCAGAUGAUGAUAAAAUAUAUUUCUUCUUUCGUGAAUCAUCGCAAGAAGGCACUACUUCUGAUAAAACCAUCCUUUCUCGAGUUGGAAGAGUUUGUAAGAAUGAUGUUGGCGGACAGCGCAGCCUGAUAAACAAAUGGACAACUUUUCUUAAAGCCAGAUUGAUUUGCUCAAUUCCUGGAAAUGAUGGGGCCGAUACUCAUUUUGAUGAGCUACAGGAUAUUUACUUACUCCCCACAAGAGAUGAAAGAAAUCCUGUAGUAUAUGGAGUCUUCACCACAACCAGCUCCAUCUUCAAAGGCUCCGCUGUUUGUGUGUACAGCAUGGCUGACAUCAGAGCAGUUUUUAAUGGUCCAUAUGCUCAUAAGGAAAGCGCAGACCAUCGUUGGGUGCAGUACGAUGGAAGAAUUCCUUAUCCCCGACCUGGCACUUGUCCAAGCAAAACCUAUGAUCCACUGAUUAAAUCCACCCGAGAUUUUCCGGAUGAUGUCAUCAGUUUCAUAAAGCGGCACCCUGUGAUGUUUAAAUCGGUGUACCCAGUUGCGGGAGGACCAACAUUCAAGCGAAUCAAUGUGGAUUACAGAUUGACCCAGAUCGUGGUGGAUCACGUUGUUGCAGAAGAUGGACAAUACGAUGUAAUGUUCCUUGGAACAGACAUUGGAACAGUCCUAAAAGUUGUCAGCAUUUCAAAGGAGAAGUGGAAUAUGGAAGAAGUAGUGCUGGAAGAGUUGCAGAUAUUCAAGCACUCAUCAAUCAUCCUGAACAUGGAGUUGUCUCUGAAGCAGCAACAAUUGUACGUCGGUUCCCGGGAUGGAUUGGUUCAGCUCUCCUUGAACAGAUGCGACACUUAUGGGAAAGCUUGUGCAGACUGUUGCCUGGCCAGAGACCCCUACUGUGCCUGGGAUGGAAAUGCAUGCUCUCGAUAUGCGCCCACUUCAAAACGGCGAGCCAGACGCCAAGAUGUAAAGUAUGGAGACCCGAUCACCCAGUGCUGGGACAUAGAAGACAGCAUUAGUCAUGAAACUGCUGAUGAAAAGGUGAUUUUUGGCAUUGAAUUUAAUUCAACCUUCCUGGAAUGUAUACCUAAAUCCCAACAAGCAUCUAUUAAGUGGUAUAUCCAGCGGUCAGGAGAUGAGCAUCGAGAGGAGUUGAAACCUGAUGAAAGGAUCAUCAAAACAGAAUACGGGCUACUGAUUCGAAGUUUGCAGAAGAAGGACUCUGGGAUGUAUUACUGCAAAGCCCAGGAGCACACUUUUAUCCACACCAUAGUGAAGCUGACUUUGAAUGUCAUUGAGAGUGAACAGAUGGAAAAUACCCAGAGGGCAGAGCACGAGGAGGGGCAGGUCAAGGAUCUGUUGGCCGAGUCACGGUUGAGAUACAAAGACUACAUCCAGAUCCUUAGCAGCCCAAACUUCAGCCUCGACCAGUACUGCGAACAGAUGUGGCACAGGGAGAAGCGGAGACAGCGAACCAAGGGCAGCCCCAAGUGGAAACACAUGCAGGAGAUGAAGAAGAAACGAAAUCGAAGGCAUAACAGAGACCUGGAUGAGCUUCCGAGAGCCAUGGACACGUAGUUUUUUCUUUAAUUUAAAGAAAAGAAUGCUUUACCUGCAAAAAUAGCAUCUUCUGUUUUGUACACCCCAUAUACGAACUCAUAAGAGCUUUCCACGGAGUUGUGCUAAGGCAAAGGACCCAAGAACGAUAAUCUGAAUAAGACUAUAUGUGGUGAAUAUGGCAUAGCGAGGGCAAAUAAUUCAUCUGAACCGGUUUUCCGAGAACUAAACAUGUACUUGCAAAGUAGUAGAAUUAGCCUCAAAAUAGGGGCUUCCCAUUUGUAAAUGUUUUAUGUCCUGAGUUUUUGAAUUUGUUAUGUCAUGUAAAUACCUGAGGUCAGCAAGCAUCAAAUUUUAUAUUGUCAUAAGGUGCUUUAUUUCCCUUGCAUGGACGUUAAGGAUGGAGUUGACCAUGCAGUUGUGCUAUAUAUAUGUUCUUAUGAACAGAUAUAUCAAUUCUGCUCUAGGACUGGCUACCACACGGUAGGAACUGGAAGACACAAAUGCACACAGCCCACACUAUCAACAGGAUCUUUCCCGGUUCACUCUUGGUUCAUGGUUUAGGAGUUUGGAGAGGUGCAUUAUUUCAAACUACAGAGGUUACGUUCGUUGUACUGCAGUGUGAUUUACUGAAGGUAUAAAUGCUCCUCCCAGCAUUCCUUAUGACUUGUCAGGAGAAACAGGUUCGUGGAGAGAAGUUAGUGCUCGGUUAUGUGUUUUUAGAAUAUAUGCCGAGCUUUACAGGGACGGAAUGCUUCAUAAAUAUUUUAAUAAGACAUGGGAAAACAUUUUAAUAAGGGAAACACCAUGAUGUAUACUGCAUCCUAAUGGGAAGGCAUACAGAUGGGAUUUGUUAAGAGACAGAAAGAAAGACAGCCAUAAAUUCUGGCUUUGGGGAAAACUCAUAUCCCCAUAAAAAGGAAGAACAAUCACAAAUAAAGUGGGCGAAAUGUAAUGUAGCUUUGGUCACCAGAGUAUAAGUAGCUGCCAAUUUGUAAUCCAUCUGUUAAAAAAAUUCUACAUUAUAACAAACUGCUUGCGAAAGUCUGAGGAAAAGUAAAUUUUCUAAAAGAUCAUGGGAAGAAUGAACACAGAUUUAUUUACAACCAAUGGGAUUUCAGUAGUACUUCCUCUCUUUUUUUCUAAAAUUUCAUUGUACUCUGUAAAUUAUUUCCAUUUACUGCCUUUAUUCUCUCCUGAAUAUUGGAUUAUUGGAUUUUAUUUGAGUGAAUAGGAAAAUAACAAUAUAUGCAUAUAGAGAGAGAUAGAAUUAGGUAGACUAGAGUGGUGGGGAGUGGGGAUAUAUAUUUGUUGAAUAACAGAACAAAUGCAAAAAUUUUGACAACGGAAAGGGUUAAAUUAACUCUUUGACAUCUUUUCUUCACACAAUCUUUUUGCAUUUCUGAGAUUAUAUGCUGUAAUUCAAGUAACAUUGCUUUCGUAAUUUAAUAAUAAAUAAGCCUAAUGCAUGUAAAGAAACCGAACUCGCAGCAUUAACCUAAACAUUUUUCAUAUUUUGUUAGCACUUUCGAAUGUUUCCAAUUUGACUUUCCCUCUCUGCAUACGUAUGGUAUGUUUCCUGCCUGUGGAAGCAGGACUCACCUUUCCUUCUUGGAACACAAAACCCUUAGCCUUCUUCUGUUUUGCCUCUUCACGCCCUUUUUAGUGUGAAAUGAAAAAUUAGUCACUUCCUCACAUGGAAGGCAGCCUUUCAGAAAACUGAAUAGCAGACAUUGCUCGUUUAUCAUGCAUGCUGCAUAUCUUGAAAGAAGAGCCUCUGAGAACCUGUGUGGUUAAAGGGCACCUUAUUAGAGUUCAGUGUCAUGUCUGUGACUGACUCGAUGUUCAGAACAUUCAAUCUUACGUUCAUUUUAUUUGUCUUGCUUACCUAUGUCAAAGUAGUCACACUGCUAUGUGAGGUUAAGUACCUCUUUUGAAAUGAUACCGUAAAUAUUUGUAGGUGUCUCACUAUACAGAAAGCUUAAAUAAGUUUUUGUUUGUUUGUUUGUUUGUUUGUUUUUAAGGUGAACCAGACACAAACACUCUUUAAAAGUAAUGCAUAAGAAAGCUGUAGGGAGAUCAGGCUAAUUGAAUAUCAUAAUGAGAGUGUCUGUAACUUUGGAUUCGCUGGGUCUAAAUGUUCCAGGAACUCAUAGCAAGCUCAAAGCAAAUAAAUGGGAGGCUGUUUUAUUUUUAAGAUUUCCUGUAUAUCAGACAGUCAUGAUCAAAGCAGAGAUGGCUUUGGGAAAAUUACAUGAAGCUCAAAUGUUAGGAUUGACUUCUGUAAUAAAUUUGGUUUUCAUCAAAAUACGAAUGUUCAGGCCAUUUUUUAAUUGCUCCUUUUUAAUCUUAAUUAUUUAGAUAAAGUUUGGGCAACUUCUUUUACCCUACAGCUAAUAUUUGGGCUGCUUUAGAUCUAAAACAUUAACUUAUGGUAAUUGCUUAAAAUAUAUUUGAAAUAUUGAGUAAAUAUUGAGUGAAACAAAAAGUCAUAGAAUAAAAAAAUAUGGACAAAGAUUUAUGUGUAUUUGUAAAGAUAGAGGACAUCUAAGCUACAUUGAAUUUUUAACCUUUUAAUUGCCUGGAACACUUAAGACAGUGUGAAUGUAUUAAGUCUAGGGCUGAGACACAAUAUAUACUUCCUCACCACUGAAGGUUUUACCAAAAUUUCCUUGAAAUACUGAAAACUAAAAUUAUAGUCAUAGUUUCAAAAAUGUUUGCUAAGAAAUCAGCUAUCUAUGGAGAGGUCUUAAAAUGUCUGCUUAUUCUUGGUUUCAUAUUUUUCUCCCCUGUUUUGAAUACAUAUGUCUUUAACUUGCAUAUUCUUGCCUGCAUUUCAUUCCAUCUAUUUAUGCUGCUAAAUGGAAUUCUGCCUUUCUGCAUACAUUUACAUUCAAUUCAUUGGGAAUUUUGAGAGUUUGCUUAGAAAUGAAUAGUAAUUAAUUUAUGUAGAAGCUUUUUUUCCUCCAAAGAGCUCAAAACACUGCAUUCAUAUUACUGAAUAAACAUUUUGGAAAACCAACCAAAUUACUUAAGAGAUAGAAAAGUAGUCAGAGAAAUUCAGAAAUUUGCAAAAGCUACAACAGUAGAGGAAUCAUAAUCUGUACCAAAUCUCACCAAUGUUUGGCUAACUGAUGCUCAUUUUCAAUAUGCUACCUGCAAAAUUGUCUUACUCUUGAAUUCUGCCUUUGGUCAAUAUUUCAGUUCUUUUAUGCUGUUAAGUUUUGUUCCUGCUGAAUUGUAUAGACUCAAUUAAAAACUGAGUUUACAGUGGCCAGUGACUGUUUUUCAACAUUAUCACAACUAAACUUUCAAAGUUUUAUGUUAACCACAUGUCCACAGAAUAUUAAGUUGAAUAAGAACAUUAAUUAGACACUGGUAUUUUAAACUUAAAUAUAAGCUAUAUUUCAUAUAUAUAAUAAAUACCAAUGAAAAUCAAAACUGAAAUGGCUUCUCUUUAGAAUGUUCCAUUUGUCGCAGACAACAUGUUGGAAAAGUGAUUAGCCUUACUGGGAAUGGAUAGUUUAGAAAAAAGUGAUAUUUGAAAUGUUUUUAUAGAAAGAUGUAUUUUUCUCAGUAAAUGACCACAGCAUUUUAAUAAUGUAGCUUACAAGUGAGGUUAAAAAACAAGAUUUAAAAUUCCAAUAUUGACAGUGCAAAGAUAGGAAUACGCACAUGAAUUAUACCUCUCAUUUAAAUAUUUUGUAGUGUAAAUUAUUUAUGGUAAGUUUGAGAUAGAGGAUUUUUUGGGAAAGGGCAAAAAUCUAUCAGGUAGUCAUGUAAUUUAAUUCUGGUAUUGUAAGUGGUUACCAAUCAAUUUUCAAUUACAGUUUUGCUAUUUUAAAAGAAAUGUAGUCUUGUAAUCUAAAAUAAUUGAAAAUUGUCAAAUGUAUAUUUUGGUUGUAUUAUAUAAUAAAACACAAGCAUUAGUGUUC
This is a messenger RNA of Acinonyx jubatus (cheetah), 11150 nucleotides long. RefSeq names its product semaphorin 3D (gene SEMA3D). Gene Ontology annotation, molecular function: semaphorin receptor binding; chemorepellent activity. The transcript is spliced from 19 exons. NCBI's taxonomy places the organism in Eukaryota, Metazoa, Chordata, Mammalia, Carnivora, Felidae. The record is from RefSeq and is a predicted model, not a curated record. Gene Ontology annotation, biological process: negative chemotaxis; semaphorin-plexin signaling pathway; axon guidance. Bases 4903 to 7236 code for a protein of 777 amino acids.